GGGGCUGCGUGCCAUCUCCGCUGCCCCGGUCUAUAAAAAAAAAAUGCACCGCAAAGUGGCUAUUUAUAAUCCAGGGUACAUAGACGUUCCAUUUUCCGAGCUCGUUUAAAAGAAGCGCAGUCCCAAGGAUAACGCACGCUCCGCUGCUUAAGGGAAACGCGUCGCAUCUAGGGUAGAAAGCUUUAGCGGAGCCUCUCCUCGGCUCGCUGUCGCUAAACCUGGCCUAGUGUGUCAAUGGGCGAGGUGUUCCCGAUAGCGUGAACCUCGAGGAGAUCGACGAACCACAGCGUCCGAACGACACUGUUUCAAUAGCAGAAAACUGAGAAAGAUUGCUACACGUCGUCGCAAGUUCCUCGCAGCCCCCAAGAAACUCGGCCCAUUAAUCUUCCGGCAGCGCCGCGAUACUUUCGCGCCGAGGCGACGCGGAUUGUUCAGCACCGCCAUGGGAGUUCCCGAACUUCAUUUAGGUGUCUCCGUGAAUUUAUCCGUGCGUCGGGAAGCCAUGGCAAAAGUGUCGGAUCUCCGGGAGGGGCUAACGCAGUUCCGAAACAAUGAAGGGGGCCGGUGGAAUGCCGAGGAAACGGAGCCGGGUCGGAACAGCUGACUGCGAAAUGAACGGCUAGCCGGCCAGACAGUCGGACAGACAGAGCGAAGAACGUCAUCCCCUUUAGAAGGGCUCCAGACAGACGAACCCUCGAGGCAGCGGCCCUCCGCCCCGCUCGUUACAGCCCCGCCGGCCACCGUCCCAUCGUCAUAGCAACCCCUUGGAUGCAGCAGCCUAACCAACCGAUUUGCCCAACCCACGCCACGCGCGCGCCGUCCCUCGGCCCCCGUUGCCGGCCGCUCUUCGAACAUUUACAUCAAACACGCUUUUCCCUUUUUUUUACGCGGUGGAAAUCAACCCUUUGUUCGCCGGCGGGGGUGGAAGCUCUCGCGUCUGCAACGCGCCCGAUCGCUUUGUGGCUGCCGAUUUCAAAGGGAUCGAAGCGCUUCCCCGAGUUUCUUUUCGCUUUUCAAACAGCUUCCCGGGGGAGAAAGUCGCCGUCGCCGUCGCCGUCGCCGCGUGACGUUUUCCUCGUGCGUAAAAUCGCGAGGAGCAGCGGCCAUUUCGGAAGCCACGCAGGAACGGGACAUUUUCACCGUGCGAAACGGCUCGCCGAGUCCGCUGAGGACCGCAAUUUGCGGAAUUGCCGCAGUUUCAGCGCCGGCUCGGCCGCGUCGAAUCGACGCGGUGUCACGAUCCUAAGGCUGCCUCGGCCUUCUUAAGAUCUAGGCGGCCAGUCCUUCCUUCAGUCUCGCGAUCUAAUGCGACAGCGUGCCCGCACGGUCUAUGACACCGCGGCGAUCGAUAGAAGAGUGCGGAUUUUUCAGAGAUGUUGGUUCUGUCGUCGAAGCUUCUGUUUGUGGUAGCGCUGACGGCAUCGACUGUCGGCCAGGAUGUCAAGAGCAUGGUGUUUCCGCCGACCGGAAAUGGCUCCGUUCCGGAGGCCCCGAGCAGGCUGGAAGCCAUCCCCCGCACGGAUAUGACGCAUCUUUCGGAGCCCUAUGCGAGACCGUUGACUCCAUCUCCGAGCAAUUAUCUACCCGGUAACCUUCCUAUUCCGCCGAGGACCUUUCUCAAUCAUCGCAGCGAGCUACCCUAUGUGUACGAACAUCCGAACUUCGCCUAUCCUGUGGCACACUCGAUCGAUUACUCUGUGGGACCGUCCUCGAAGCAUCUGGUGAUCGUCAGCUUCAUCGGGCUGCUCCUGCUCUUCGCUAUCAUACAGAAUACACUGGCGUCUGUGAAACGCAGGGAUAUGCUUACCGAUGUUCUGUCGGCCAGGGAAAAGAGGGACCUCUAUGCUGCUUACGACUUUGAUUCUGCGAACGCGGAGCAAAGGAAUGUUCUAUCGGACGAUGUCAGGGUGCGUUGCAUACAGAGGACGGUCUGCCUGGAGAACCGGAAGCUGACGAGGACGUUCGGCGCCGUUGGCAAAGUGCUCGCCAAGUACUUGACACGGAGCGUGGGCAAAUCUCUGAGGUCGACUUCCGGUUGGGACCGUCUGGUCCAGGACGCAGGCGAGGCUGGAAUUCGCGAGGAGGACUGCGACGUCCUCUACAGAGACUGCGAGGAGCAGACGUCCUCCGAGACUUCGGUAGAAUCGCGCGACGAAUGAUUGAGACCGGGUAAAAUAAAUAAAUGGAAUCUGCUGCCGA
This is a messenger RNA of Megalopta genalis, 2199 nucleotides long. NCBI's taxonomy places the organism in Eukaryota, Metazoa, Arthropoda, Insecta, Hymenoptera, Halictidae. The record is from RefSeq and is a predicted model, not a curated record.